AUGGCAGAGGAAGAUGCCAAGCACGGGCGCCUGCGCCCCUCCGAUGCCGACGUCACACGGGAGCUCACCUCUCCAGCCUCAGCAGCAUCUCCACAGGAAGAUCCACCACUCUCACCCGACGCACAAGCUCCAGACGACUGGGAUCACUUUGGGGAUCCCGUAGUGAACCGCAAGGACUACAAGGGCAAAGGAAAGGCGCCGCUCCGUCCCACCAUCUCCCAUACUACCACAGGUACCUCCAUGGCAGCCGACUUCUCCGAGGGCCGUCUGGAGACGACGGUCGGGAGUCCGCAAAAGGAGCUGGCCGGCACGAAAGAUGCCUAUGUCUCUUAUCUAGUGACUACAAAGUCAGACUUCCAAUCCUUCCAACGACCCGAAUUCUCUGUCCGGCGCCGCUUCACCGACUUCGUCUUCCUCUGGAAACAACUCUCCAAGGAAUUUCCACAAUGCGCAAUUCCUCCCUUACCCGACAAACACAAACUCGAGUACGUCCGCGGCGACCGUUUCGGCCCCGACUUCACCCAGCGCCGCGCUCACUCGCUGCACCGCUUCCUCAAACGCAUGACCUUGCAUCCCGUACUACGCCGUGCGGCCCUCUUGAUCAUCUUCCUUGAGACUCCCGACUGGAAUCAGCAAAUGCGCGGCCGCACCAGCCGGGGCGCCUCCCUUUCCGACUCCCCCAGCGCCGCCGGCGGCACCUCCGGCGGCAUCGUCGACAGCUUCACCGAAUCCCUCCUCAACACCUUUACCAAGCCCCACAAGCCGGACAAGCGCUUCAUCGAGGUCAACGAGCGCGCCGCCAAACUCGCCGACGACCUGUCCAACGUCGAAAAGGUCACGCAGCGUGUCGUCCGCCGCGAACACGACCUCGAAGACGACUACACGGACCUGGCCGUCCAGUGCCAGAAGCUCAUCUCCCUCGAGCCGGGCGUCGAAUCCACGCUCACGAGUUUUGCCAGCUCUGUAGCGACGACGAGCCAGGGCUUGAAAGCGCUGAAGGAGCACACGGACCAGGACUACCUAACGUCUCUGAGAGACAUGGACGCCUACAUCCAAGCGGUGAAGUCCCUACUCAAGACGAGAGAAAACAAACAACUCGACUUCGAGGCGCUAACCGACUACCUCGCCCGCACCGCCACGGAGCGCGACGCCCUUGCCUCGGCGGCCCCCGGCACCUCCGGCCUGGGCGCGUCGGGCUUCCUGCGCUCCAAAGUGGAAGACCUGCGCGGAAUCGACCACGAGCAGUCGCGGCGGCAGCGGCUUAGGAAGCUGGAAGUCGAGAUCGAGCGGCUGACGAACGAGGUGGAGCAGGCGAAGAAGACGAGCGAGGCGUUUGAUGAGCAUACGGUCAAGGAGGUGAAGGAUUUUGAGAGGAUCAAGGCGUUGGAGUUUCGGGAUACGUUGGGGGCGUUGGCGGAGAGGAAUGUCGAGUUUUUCAAGAGGACGGUGGAGACGUGGGAGGGGUUUUUGGAGGGGUUGGAGAGGGAGGAGGAGGAGAGGAGGAGGGAGAGGGAAAACGAGAGGCAGGUACAGGUAACGGGGUCCGGUGGGGAGAGGAGUGAGGGUGGGGAGGUGGUGGCUUAG
Westerdykella ornata is the source of this 1584-nucleotide messenger RNA. RefSeq lists its product as uncharacterized. The record is from RefSeq and is a predicted model, not a curated record. Gene Ontology annotation, cellular component: phagophore assembly site. Gene Ontology annotation, molecular function: phosphatidylinositol binding. Gene Ontology annotation, biological process: cytoplasm to vacuole targeting by the Cvt pathway; autophagy. Bases 1 to 1584 code for a protein of 527 amino acids. NCBI's taxonomy places the organism in Eukaryota, Fungi, Ascomycota, Dothideomycetes, Pleosporales, Sporormiaceae. The transcript is spliced from 2 exons.